Molecule: messenger RNA, 2097 nt
Organism: Nasonia vitripennis (jewel wasp)
Lineage: Eukaryota; Metazoa; Arthropoda; Insecta; Hymenoptera; Pteromalidae
Gene: Dnai2
Product: dynein intermediate chain 3, ciliary
Exons: 9
Coding region: 298-2040 (580 amino acids)
Biological process (GO): cilium movement; outer dynein arm assembly
Cellular component (GO): outer dynein arm
Molecular function (GO): dynein light chain binding; dynein heavy chain binding
Source: RefSeq, a predicted model, not a curated record
AACGCGCGCAAGUCAGCGCCAUGUGUUACACGCGAAUCGAGAUGUCUUCGUGAAAGUUACAAGUUCAAUAAAUUAUAUUUAGGUACACAAAUAAAUCGCAUUGUUGUUGCUUUAUUUUCCAAAAACAAAAGUAGUCGGAAUUGAGAAUCGAGUGAAAACCUGCGGAUUGCAUGGACGGCGCGAUCAGAGUGUGUAGUAUUAACCUCAAUUUUUCUCCAAAUAAAUAUCCAUAAACAAGAGUAAUGAAAAAAUGUGCAAGCGAGAGUAAACUAAUAUCUACCAGAGUAAUUCGCGAACAUGGAGACGCAGUACGUGUACGUAAAAAAGCGCUCGCAGUUCGGCAAGCGCUGCUACUUUUCGGAGCAAGAUAAAUUGGAGCUUGACAUCAAGCCCGAUCCUGCUCUCGCGCACAAUUACAUUCGGUUAGAUCCGGUUACAAGAGGUACGCAAUGUCACAAAGUUUUCGCCGCUCACGAGGUCAACACAACGACGGCCACCUUCAAAGACAGCGGUAUGUUCCACGUAGAAGGUGGUUGGCCGAAGGAUAUCAACAAAGACGAUCAGGAGCAGACAGUCCGUUAUCGACGCAAGAUCGAGAAGGACGAGCUGUACAUCCACACGUUGCUGCAGUUGCUACCGCCGAUGGAACACUGUAUCCUGCAGAACAACGCCUGUAAUAUCUACGAGCAGUACUUUCACGACACCGAACCAACUCAGCUGGUGCAGAGAACCUUCUGUCGAACGGUCAACGUGUACCGGGAUCCACUACCGGUCAAGCGACCGGUUACCCACAUCUCCUGGUCACCCGAUCAGGGAAGUAGAAUCGCUGUUAGUCACUGCAGCACGGAUUUCAAGAAACUCGCUAACUACAGUCCUAUCUCGUAUAUCUGGGAUGUCGAGAACCCAAACAAACCCUUCGUCAAACUCAAGCCUUUCUGUCCUCUUCUGGCGCUCGAAUACAAUCCCAAGGAUAGUAACAUUCUUGUAAGUGGUUUGAGCACUGGACAGGUCGCGUUUUGGGAUAUCCGUCGAAGCUCAGAACUGAUAGACGCGAGUCUGAUGGAGCACAGCCACAGGGAUCCCUGUGACCGGGUUCUCUGGAUCAACUCGAAAACCGGCACUGAGUUUUUCAGCGCCGCCAAAGACGGACAGAUCAAGUGGUGGGACACGAGAAAGCUGUCGGCGCCGCUGGAAACCCUCGUGGUAGAUCUGACGAAGCCGGAAGAGCAAGACCUCGAUAGGGCGAUCGGCGUUUCCGCCUUGCAGUUCGAGCCUUCGAUCGGCACUCGGUUCAUGUGCGGCCUAGAAAACGGAACCGUCAUCUCGGGCAACCGGAAGGGAAAAACUCCCGCUGAAAAAUUAGCCGUCAGAUUCAAAGCCCAGUACGGGCCAGUAAUAAGCGUCGAGCGAAACCCGACUUUCGUCAAGAACUUCCUAUCGGUCGGCGACUGGACAGCUCGAAUCUGGUCGGAGGACUGCCGGGAAUCCUGCAUAAUGUGGACUCCGGGCCACGGUGUCCUGCUGACCGACGGCGUAUGGAGUCCGACCAAGUAUUCCGUGUUCUUCCUCGCGAAAAACGACGGCACACUGGACGCCUGGGACCUGCUCGUGCAGCAAGACAAUCCGGUCCUGAGCGUGAAAGUGUGCGACGACGCGCUGACUUGCAUCAGGCCACACGAACAGGGCCAACUAGUCGCUGUUGGUAGUAAGAAUGGCUCGGUUUAUAUGCUGGAAUUUUCGGAGAGCCUCACCGUCAAUCAGAAGAACGACAAACUGCUCCUGACAGCUCUUCUGGAUAGGGAGACGAGGCGAGAGAAGGUGAUCGAAGCGAAGAACCGCGAGCUGCGUUUGAAGAUGAAGACCGUACGUCAAGAUUCGGGUGAUCACGCCGACGCAGCGACGAGACGAAGUUUAGACGAUCUGAAGGAUCCUCUCAUCGUCCAGUGCGAACAGGAGUACCAAGCGGCUAUCGAAGCGGAAAUGGCCAAACAGGCCACGAUGGACAACGCGGAAGUGAACAACAACGUCUACACGCCUUGAGAUAAUUGUAACGCUCCUUUGCAUGAAUCAGUUUGAAAUAAAUACUCGGGAAAAUUA